This is a messenger RNA of Electrophorus electricus (electric eel), 2035 nucleotides long. It is a transcript of the gene fip1l1b, whose product is annotated as FIP1 like 1b (S. cerevisiae). Gene Ontology annotation, cellular component: mRNA cleavage and polyadenylation specificity factor complex. NCBI's taxonomy places the organism in Eukaryota, Metazoa, Chordata, Actinopteri, Gymnotiformes, Gymnotidae. The record is from RefSeq and is a predicted model, not a curated record.
UUAUGUCCGGUUAGUUCUGUAUGCCUUUUUCCCCUGCACGGUGUGCAGGUUCGAGGAAGUGCGGAGUCUUUAAUCUGUCUGCGAGCUGUGCUUAUGUAAGCCCGCGUUAGGGUCUUUUGGGAAAAGAUUCCUCUGUGCUGUUUUUGCGUGUAGUGUUUUUACGUUGGACGGCGCCUUGCGGCUCUGGAAGCCCACGCAAACAUGUCCGCUGAAGAAGCGGACAAAACAACGACGACUGAGGCCAGUGCGGGAGACGAGGAGGAGGAAUGGCUGUAUGGCGAUGAGGGGGAAGCCAAGGAAAACGAGGAGGAGGAGGCCAAGCUGACAGCAGCCAUCAGUGCGACCCCUGCACCUCCUGCACCUGUUGUCGAGGAGAUCACCGCUGGCAACGGAGUGGUCAGUCAGGAGGAAGCACCUGGAGAAGGCGAGGACAGUGAGAGUGACAGUGAUGACGAUGACGACGACGUCCGCGUCACCAUUGGAGACAUCAAGACAGGCGCACCACAGUAUGCGGCGUACGGUGCAACACCGGUGAAUCUGAACAUAAAGACAGGCACCAGCAGACCAUACGGCGCAGUUGGAGCCAAGGUGAAGGGUGUGGAUCUCGACGCCCCAGGCAGCAUCAACGGCGUUCCUGUGCUAGAAGUGGACAUGGAAUUAUUUGAGGAGAAGCCCUGGAGAAAACCUGGCGCCGACCUGUCCGACUACUUUAAUUACGGCUUCAGCGAGGAGACUUGGAAGGCGUACUGUGAGAAACAGAAGAGACUCCGCAUGGGUCUCGACGUCACCAUGGGCUCCACCGCCAGCAAGAUCUCAGUGCAGCAGGGCAGGACAGGUAAUGAUAAAGAGAUCUCUCUGCCUGCCCACAUCACAAAGACAGACUUCACCUCCCCCCCCAGCCUCUACAAGACAGGCCUCAACCCGGCCAGGAUAUCCCCUCCACAGUGGGCAGGGCCUGCCACUCAAGACACGCCCUAUUAUACGAAGUCUAGCGGGACCAUUGACGUGAUUGGUGGACAGACAGCCACCAUCAGCAGAGUGGAGGGGCGACGUCGGCACAAUCUGGAGGGAAACAACAUUCAGGUCAUCUCGGAGCACUCUUCAGAUGCUGAGUCCACCCCAGCUAAGAUGCCCACGUUUUUCCCCCCUGGACCAAUCCCACCAACCAUGCCCCCUCCCCCCUUCCUGCCCCCGCCCACUGUCAGCCAGGCUCCACCCCUUCUCCCUCCACCCAGGCUGCCCAUCACAGUUCCACCUCCUGGUUUCCCGCCGCCCCCUGGAGCCCCGCCCCCUUCACUCAUCCCAACCAUGGACAACAGUGGACAUCCCGGAGGAUACGAUUGCCGUCCUGUCGCUCCGUACACGUUCCCACCAGGCGGCUACCCACCACCCAUGCAGGGCCCGGUGAACAACUGGCCCACGGUGAUGGAGAACGCCAAACCCUGGGACUACUACUCCCGCCGCGACAAGGAGCGCGAGAAGGAGCGGGAGCGCGAGCGGCCCCGGGAGCGCGGCCACGACAGGGAGCGGGAGCGCGAGCACAGUCCUUCCUCCAUGGCCUACAACAGUGAUGAGGAGCGCUACCGUUACCGUGACUACGGGGACAGAGGGUAUGAGAGGCAUCGUGAGCGGUCGAGUCGAGAGAAGGAGGAGAGACACAGAGAAAGGAGACACAGGGACAAAGAGGAGGGCAGACACAAGUCAUCACGCAGUAGUAGCAGACGGAGGCACGACAGUGAGGAGGGCGACAGCCACCGCAGACACAAGCAUAAGAAAUCCAAGAGGAGCAAAGAAGGCAAAGAGCCCAGCGAGGAGCGCACAGCCGAUCAGGAGAACCAGGAUGCCAUGGAGUGACUCCGCCCCCUCCGUCUAGCACUGGCGGGAGUUGCCUCAUGCUGUUAGCCUGAUUGGCUGUAGUCCCUCCUGAUCACCAGUCAGUUCACUUUUGCGUUUUAGUUCUCCUGUUUUUUUUCCCCCCCCUUAUUCUUUUUGUUUUUGUUCAAAGUACCAUGUAGAUGUUGAUUUGUUUGAUUAA